CAAAAAACUGGCCGUGGCCAAUAUACCGUGUUGGGAGUGGUGGUCUUGAGGCACGUCGUUUUCUUUGAACCUGCGUGCCAACCCCCACCUGAAUUCGCAAUUUAUCCAAAUAGCAAGUCUUGCCCGCUGAAAACCCGUUGAAGUAUUUGAAGCGACUGACCAGCUCCUUACCGUCACGACUAUUUUUCUUCCGAUACCAACAUUUCCUCAACAUCUACACAAACCAAACAUAUACCGUCUUAAUAUUUGCCCACCUCUAAAUACUAGCCAAUAUGCCGUUACUUAAACGUAAGCGACUACCAGAGAUCAAAGUACCGAGCUUAGAAUCCGGUGAAAAAGGAUUGAAAAAUAAGCAAGUUUGGUAUUUGCCAAUGAGCAACGAAAUCUUCAUGGACUAUGAAUUGUACCUACACCGCUUAAUGCUUUAUCGACAACCCAUUUGGCAAUGCGAAACCACUGGCCGAUCAAACUUGACUUACGCAGAAGCCGUAGCCAGUGAACGAAAGGAAAAAGAACGCGUCGGUGAUCGCUUCCCAGAACAAUUGAAGGCGUGUGUACUCAAGAGGCUGCAAUUUCGUACGGAUCGACUGGAAGCCGUUGUUGAGGAUGUAUAUUCAUACUUCUUGGAUCGAUAUUUACCAGGAGAAAUAGUUCAUUGCAAGUGGGAUGAUGGCGUAAUGUAUAACGCACGAAUUCUCGAUGUUGUUGAAGCAACACCUGUCACUCCAAACGAAAAUGGAAUGAACGGCGAUGUUCACGACAUGGAAUCCGAUAAGAAUGUCGAAAAGCGUCAAUACAAAGUGCAACUAAUAGAUCAAGAUUUGGAGGGAAUUGAAGAUUGUAUCAGAACCAUCUCCUCUGCUGAAUUGAAACGCGACAGAUUAGCGUAUUCCAAAAAUAUGCUGAAGAAGGUUAUCAGAGAGUGCGCAUCGAAGGAAUCUUAUAUCGGAGCACCGUGGAUCGUCAAACCUGCAUUUGCUGAAAAAUACGAUAUCGAUAGUCAACUUCCCGCUGAUUUGCAAGAAGCCAAGGACAAGGUAAUGCUCAAAACACGCAAAAGAAAGCCGCAGGGUAGCGCUGAGAAGGAAGAAGACGCUCACAGCAAAACAAAGUCGAAAGAAGAAGAAUUGGAGACUCGAAAGCGAUUAAUGUCUUUGAAAUACCCAAUCGAAGACUUGGAUUUGCCUGUUUACCGCCGACCUGACCUCGAAAAACCAGAUGUCACACUGCAGGCCAAGGCUGGACGCAAGAUAACCGAUCCACUUGGCAACCAUGGUUUACGACCCGUAGCGUCUGAUGAACUUGGGGUACCUGAAAAGCAAUUUACGUCAUUCCUGUUGAUCUGGAAUUUUUUGACAACCUUUUCCAAACCUUUACAUCUAUCACCCUUCAGCAUUGAUGAUUUUGAACAAGCAUUACAUUAUACAUCGGCAACCCCAGCGUCCCACCUGAUUAUCGAAGCUCAUGUUGCUUUACUCAAUACCAUAAUACGUGAGCGCCGAAAGAAGAACACAGGUGCUGCAUCAAUGGUGACUGGAAGUCUUAUGGUUCCUGGACUUGGACAGAGCUCGUCACGAAGCGCUUCUCCAGCCAUUGAUUAUAGUGCUGUAACAACCAGAACAAACACGCCAGAUUUGGAGACCAAUGGUGACGUGCAAAUGAAGGAUGAGGAAGUCUCCUUUUCUUCUGAUGGAGAAGUUGUGUUACAGCUUGAACGAACUACCAUUUCCGAGAAGGGCUGGGGUAGUAAUGAAGCGUUUGAUGUUGGAAAAGGUUGGUCUCUACGCCCUAUAAGCCUGGCCAACGAUCGUGAAGGAUGGGAACUGGCCUUGAUCGGCUGUCUAAAUGAGCUUGCCAAUCCAGCCAUGGUUCCGGACUUGGAUAACAUCAUACGUCACUUGUUACCAUCUGAAGAUGACGAAGAAGAAGAUGCUUAUGCAGCUUAUGCUACUUUGAGCGUAGUGCAAAAGAUCCACAUUCUUGACUUUCUGGUGCACGUUGUCAAUGAAUGUGCAGUAAUCAAGGAAUACAUGGAAGGCUGCCAGGAGCAAAUGACGGAGCUGCGGAAGGAACGAAUUGAAGUCAACCGAGAGCUAAAGAGGAUCAUGGCGGAAAGGCUGGAGCUAGAUAGGAAUGAGAAUGCGGGAAUUGAAGCUGAAGACACAACAAACGAUUCUAUGCAAAGUGAAUCCGAAGCUCCCAGUGACGAUGAUGAAGAAGAGGAAGAAGAGGAAGAGGACGACAUUCGUAAAGUUCAGCGACGAGCCGAGCACGAGUCACGUCACAAAUCGCGACAAGCAAAGCUAAAGCAGCGGCAGCUAGAACGAGAAGCUUUGGAGAACCGGAGAUUGAAAAUGUAUCAACAACAGCGGGCGGAAGCGCGGGCCAAGAGUCAAGAAAUGCGACUGAAGGCAGAACAACGUAGGAAACUAGACGAAAGCGAAAGACAGCAUCAUAGAAAGCUGGAGCAAAUUGAAAAGGACAUGAGAAAGUAUGCCGCAUUACGUGUACGACCCCUUGGCCGCGAUCGAUUCUUUAAUAAGUAUUAUUACUUUGAUAAUAUUGGAGGCUCUUGCAUGCAUGGAACUGGUCGUCUCUAUGUCCAAUCCCCAAGCGAUGCUGACAUUGACGUUCUGACAUCGCGUAAUGGACCGGAGUCUAACGAUAUUGGGGAAUUACCUUGUGGUCGUGGAGGAGGAAUGGACUUUGUGAUACAAUUAAUGCGUGCACAAGGAUUAUCAAAGGAGGCGGAAUGGCUUCUAUGCAAAUCAACAGCCCUUGGCCCAAACUUGGAAACCAACCAGGAUGGUUACUUAGAUAGGUGGUACUGUUACACCGAGCCGGAGGAAAUUGAUGCGCUACUAAAAUGGAUGAAUCCACAAGGUGUGCGGGAGUACCGACUCAAAAAUGAACUUGAGAAGCAAUAUCACAGCUUAGUGACCGGAAUGAAAAAGCGUAUUCAUGAUCAACAAGCCUCUAAUAUCAAAGCGGCUGAGUUGCCCCGUAGAAGCACCCGCACCAAAACCGUGGUGCAGAUUCCAGUUGGCUCUUGGCUUGCUUAUGCAAAUAAAUCGGCAAUCUAAGCAAACAUCGCGCAAAUAACUCGUGUGGAAACCAAGAUUUUUUAAAAAAUACAUAGAGAGACGAACUGUAUUACGGAAUAUGACUUUAUGUAAUGACAUCCAUAACUUAGAAAUGGAAGAUAUAUGACCCUUAGUAAAAAAAAAAAUUCUGCGCGGCCUCCGCCGGUUUAUUCUUUACCAUC
Molecule: messenger RNA, 3265 nt
Organism: Umbelopsis ramanniana AG
Lineage: Eukaryota; Fungi; Mucoromycota; Umbelopsidomycetes; Umbelopsidales; Umbelopsidaceae
Exons: 13
Coding region: 273-3083 (936 amino acids)
Source: RefSeq, a predicted model, not a curated record